AUGCCUGACCUUCCUCAGACACACCCUGAAGUCACAUGGGCUCAGCGCUCCUCGAGCACUGAGGCCGAGCGCAAUUACCUCUACGUGGAUAUCAAGGCUUCCGAUGUUGCCAAGUCUGCUGCAGACCUGAAGAUCACUUCGAAAAAUGUCUCGUUCACUGGUGAAUCCAAGAAGGGCGUGAAGUAUCAUGUGUCGCUCGACUUGUACGCCGAAAUCGACCCCGAGAACAGCAAAGUGAACCACAACGACCGUGAAGUUGAGCUGGUUCUGCGGAAGAAGGAGCUGAAGGAAGAAUUCUGGCCUCGUCUGCUGGAGACUAAGCAGAGAGUUCACUUCUUGAAGACCGACUUUGACAAGUGGGUCGACGAGGAUGAACAGGACGAGGUCCCUGACGAGGACUAUGCGAACAACUUCGGUGACUUCGGUGGUGGUGAUGGCGGUGCCGGCGGUCUUGGAAACAUUGAUUUCUCGAAGCUGGGUGGUCUUGACCCCAGUGCCCUUGCUGGACUUGGUGGACAGCCUGGCGAAGAGGAAGCAGAAGGUGCUGAGGGUGACGAGGAGGAGGAAGAUAUGCCCGAGCUCGAGCCCGCCGACGACAAGGGUGAGGCCAAGAACCCCAAGAUCCAAGAGGUCUCAUAA
Molecule: messenger RNA, 639 nt
Organism: Aspergillus chevalieri
Lineage: Eukaryota; Fungi; Ascomycota; Eurotiomycetes; Eurotiales; Aspergillaceae
Gene: wos2
Product: Hsp90 cochaperone SBA1
Exons: 4
Coding region: 1-639 (212 amino acids)
Biological process (GO): protein folding; chaperone-mediated protein complex assembly
Cellular component (GO): cytosol; nucleus
Molecular function (GO): Hsp90 protein binding; protein-folding chaperone binding
Source: RefSeq, a predicted model, not a curated record